AUGGCAAGUGUACAGCGCACUCCACCAAAGACGUCUAAAGCUCAAACUAGUAGCCUGAGCCAGACUCAGACCCAAUCUGAGCCCGAUGUAAACACGGCAUCUUCAGGGAACGAAUAUGUAAACACCGCCAGAAACAAACGUUAUCGCAAGGCAAACUCGCCGCAAGGCCCAGAUAGUGAAUAUUACGAAUUAGACUACGAUAUCUCCAGUAAAUUAGCGGAACAUACUGCCUUAAUGACUAAACUAUUAUCGGAUAUAGGAGAAGUCAAGGCUCAAAAUAACCUAUUACAGGAGACAAAUACUAAAAUUCGUAAAACAAACGAAGAAAUCGUCCUGUCUAUGACCUUUUUCAAUAAACAAUUUGAGGACCUGAAAAAGGAGGUUGAGGACCUUAGAAAAGAGCGCCACGAACAGCAGGGUUACAUAGAAAACCUAGAAAAGAAGCUGCUUGACCUACAACAAAGAUCUCGGUCAUCUGGAAUAGAAAUCCGCAACAUUCCACUGGGACCUACAGAAACGUGUACCAGUCUUAAAAAAACCGUGUGUAAGAUCAGUGAAGUCCUAGGCGUGCCCAUUCCUGAAUCAGGGAUACGCGAUAUAUAUCGCCUACCAGGGAAGUCCACCACAAACUCGAGUACUCCACGCCCCAUUAUUGCAGAAUUUACAACGGUGCAGGCAAAACAAUCACUCAUAUCUGCAGCACGAUUGUUUAAUAAAAACAAAGGAAAAGAAGAAAAAAUUAACACCGCCAUCAUCGGACUACCAGGAUACAAUGUUCAGAACUCCCCUGCCCAAUCCCUUGCUAUACUGGAUGUAGACGAAGCCGAAAUAGAGACUCUUAUUCUCCAACUACGAAACGAUUGUGCCGUUGAUGCUCUUAAAAAGGCUAUAAUACAUCCAAUCUAUAAGAGUGGGGACAGGAACUGUGUCAAUAACUACAGACCGAUAUCAGUUCUGCCAGCAUUAUCCAAAAUUCUUGAGAAGAUUCUCAAUAAAAGUCUAAGGAGCUUCUUGGAGAAACACAGAUUGAUUUCUAAUAAUCAAUUUGGCUUCCGGCCAGGGGUGUCAACAGAGGAUGCUGUACUAGAGCUCACUCAAUUGGUAGCUGAGAACUUAGACAAAAAGAAUAAAUGUCUGGGUAUUUUUUUAGAUCUUUCUAAGGCAUUUGACACAGUUUCUGUUCCCAUACUUACCUCUAAGCUGGAACUUCUCGGUGUACGUGGCACACCUCUCAAAAUCUUCAAAGAUUACCUCCGCAACCGCACACAAUGUGUUAAAAUUGAAACAUCCCUUAGUAAUGAAGAACUUGUGACUUACGGUGUCCCUCAAGGCAGCAUAUUGGGCCCUACACUGUUUCUCAUCUACAUACCCUACAAAGGAACUGUACUCAAACUGCAAAGUCCUUACAGUUCGUCAGCUCUUUGUGCUCAAGUCAACUCUAAGAAGGCACCUUACCUUGCCAAAAUCCGACCCAACCAAGCGAAUAAAUCUUCUCCCACGUACUCAGCAUAA
This is a messenger RNA of Helicoverpa armigera (cotton bollworm), 1512 nucleotides long. RefSeq lists its product as uncharacterized. NCBI's taxonomy places the organism in Eukaryota, Metazoa, Arthropoda, Insecta, Lepidoptera, Noctuidae. The transcript has 4 exons. The record is from RefSeq and is a predicted model, not a curated record. Bases 1 to 1512 code for a protein of 503 amino acids.